Zingiber officinale is the source of this 489-nucleotide messenger RNA. RefSeq lists its product as uncharacterized. The coding region runs from base 1 to 489 and encodes 162 amino acids. The transcript has a single exon. Lineage: Eukaryota; Viridiplantae; Streptophyta; Magnoliopsida; Zingiberales; Zingiberaceae. The record is from RefSeq and is a predicted model, not a curated record.
AUGCUCUCCACAGGCUCAGAGCUCCCCAAGCCACCCCUACCUAUCAGACAAGAUGGAAAAUUUUACUCCAGAUUGCACCCCAUCAAGGACUCUUCUUCUUCCUUGGCCUGCCCCUCGUUCAGAGUCUACUAUGGGGUGGCUUCGGGUGCUGUGCCAUUCUUGUGGGAGUCUCAGCCUGGCAUCCCAAAGAACACCUACUCGUCCAACACCCUGCUGCAGCCUCCUCUAAGUCCUCCUCCCUCCUACUUCAGCAGCACCAAGAACAAGAGCUCCAAGAAGAUCACAUCCAACAAGUUUGAUUUCAAGCUCAGCUUUCGGAGGAAAAAGUUCUGCCACUCGUUUCCUUUUCCUUCGCCCUCGUUCACUUCUCCAGUCUCAUCAACAUCGUUGGCAUCGACAGCAGGACCUGCCGGGGCAUCGAGGUGUUGCAGCAGAAGGCCAGUGGUCAAGUGCUUCACCUGCUUUUGGAACCAUGUGGAUGCGGAUUAG